This is a messenger RNA of Oryzias latipes (Japanese medaka), 13980 nucleotides long. RefSeq names its product dynein axonemal heavy chain 10 (gene dnah10). Lineage: Eukaryota; Metazoa; Chordata; Actinopteri; Beloniformes; Adrianichthyidae. Gene Ontology annotation, molecular function: ATP binding; minus-end-directed microtubule motor activity; dynein intermediate chain binding. Gene Ontology annotation, cellular component: dynein complex. The record is from RefSeq and is a predicted model, not a curated record. Gene Ontology annotation, biological process: microtubule-based movement.
CGUUUCCAUGGAAACAAGAACGCCAGUCUAAAUUGGUUUCAGCAGCAGGCCAGACAACGUUUGAGUUUAUUUUCUUCGCCGAUACGUAACUGAUAACCGAGAUGUGAUGGCAGAAAACGACCCGAGGCUGCAGUGGAUCCGGGACCGAGUUUCUGCCGGGUUUCAUUUAUCGAAGCACCCCGAGUGUUUGGAUGAACUCCUGCACCGAGACGAUGGAAAAGAGAAGGACAAGAUCCUCCAUUAUCUGAACGACGUCUCCAACACAGACUCACAGUCCUUCCUGUUGUUUUUUAAGACCGUAAGAGAAAAAGAAAUUGAAGUGAAACUCCCUCUUGGUAAAGUUGCAGACUCUUCAGAACAAAGAGGAGCAAACCAAGACCUGGACGGGGAGAACACGCAUCCUCAACAGAAGACUGAGGUGGAGGUGGUCUAUCACACUGAGCUUCACGUGUCAGUCGAUGAAUAUCCAGAGAGAUUUCUACAAUCUUCAGUCUUCUAUUUCUCAAGAAAUCUGAGGGAGGCCGUUGUUCAACCUCGGGAUAUGAAAGAAGCUGUCAACAUCAUGUGCAAGCUUUUUGACUUUGACUUUUGCUGUGGAAAAUCCCUGCAGCUGCUGCAGAGCAGGAUUGUCCAUAUGUACAAACCCUUAUUCACUGCACAACAGCAAGCCACAACAACCGUAUCUGGUGACACCAAAAACAAGGACAGUUUUCCCCACAAGACCAUUUGUGAUGAUGUGCUUGACCACUUGUCCAAGUUUCUGCCAAAGAUCAACACAACUCUUCAACAAAUUGCUAUUGCAGAUGAGAUUCAACUCCACAUUCCUGACCUGGACCUGGAACCAGAAGUGGAUGCGCUGAUUACAAGUCCAGACAUGGUGGAGAAUCUGGAGCAGUGUGUAAUGAUCUGGCAAACUCAGAUAACCAUUGUUCUUCAAGAGCAGCAGAGCAAACAGCCAGAGGGACCUGGGCCUUUGCCCGAGUUAACCCUUUGGGAGAGGCGUGCCACCGUCCUUGGUGCUCUGACCGAGCAGCUGAAGCAGCCAGCGGUAGAAAAGAUUCUGAAGGUGUUAGGCAUGGCAAACGCUGGCAUUGCUCAAACAUUUGAAGGGACCAUCAUUGAAUUAACAAACUACCAUCUGGAAUCAAACAGUAAUUCACGCUACCUCAAAACAAUGGAGAGACAUUUCUUGAAUCUGCAAAGAGGAGCACAUUUUAGCCUUCACCUAGAGACCAUUCCAACUCUGAUGGAACGCUUGCAGACCAUGUGGUUGUCCUCUCGCCACUAUAACUCCAAUGAACGCAUGGUUCCUCUCAUGGAGCGUAUCGCCUGGCAGCUCUGUGAGAACGUGGCUCAAGAAAUUCAUGUUCAGACACUGUUCAGAGAAAAGCAGAAAGAGGUCAAAUCCCAGGUUUUUUUGGCAAAACAAGUCCUAGAAAAGUGGAAACUGUCCUACUUUGAGAAUCGUGCCGAAAUUGAAAAACUCGGCAGAAGUUCACGCUGGGAGUUUGACCGUGAAAAACUCUUUAAAAUGUCUGACUACAUGGCUUCUGUCUGUCAAGACAUACACAACGUUUUUCAGGUUUUGGAAGAACUCUACAACAUCUUUAGCCCGGAACUAAAAGGCAUGAAAGGCAUUAAUGAAGUAAUAAGCAGAGUGGAUGGUUUGGUUCUGCCUUUCCAAAGGGUCAGUUUUAACCCUUUCAGGAUUUCAAACAAGAAGACCUGGAAAACCAUCAUGGAAGACUUCAGUGUUACAGUAAAGGAUAUUGAAGAGGAGGCUGCCCACAUCAUUGAUAUGUUCUUCACAAACACACUCUCCUCAGCUCAUGCCUUUGAUAUCCUGAUGAGAUUCAAGCAGAAUCGCUCCAGAGACGCAAUCAGCCUGCAUUUGCUGGGAAAGUUUGAGGACGUCCUGACCCAGUACUGCAAAGAGGUUGACCACAUAAAGAAAAUCUUUGAAGCAAAGAAGGAUGAUCCCCCAUUAAAUAAAACUAAAUAUGAGCCACCUGUGGCAGGGGCCAUCAGAUGGGCCUGGACUCUGGUCGAGCACACCAAACAGCCGAUUGUUGCUUUCCUCAAAGUUCCAGAGAUCCUUCAGAGUGAGAAGAGCAGCGUGGCCAAGAACAAGUAUGUGGAACUUGCUCUGCAAAUCAAGGACUACCAGGAGAAGAAGCAUGAGAACUGGCUGCGCAGGACAGAGUCUGAGUUGCCAUUGCUCAUGAAGCAAACCUUGCUGAUUACCAGUGAGGCUCAAAAGGGUAUCUCAACAGCUAAAGGCCAUUCCAACACACAUGUCAGGUACAUUGUAAACUUUGCUCCACAACUGAAGGAAAUCAUGUCUGAGACCAGGUACCUUGUGUUACUGGGCUACUCUGUGCCGGAGCUGGCUCAAAGUGUGGCUCUGCAAGAAGAACAUUUCCUCAAGUAUGUAUCUGAUCUGAACCACCUUGUCAGUAGCUACAACUCUAUUAUGGAGGGCCUGAGUCAGACACAUGCCAUCAUGGUGGCACCCCAGAUUAAAGCAGCUCAAAAAGAGAUCGAUUUUGGGUGCAAAAGAAUCAACUGGGGCUCCUCAGGAAUAGCCGACUUCAUCAGCCGAGGCCAGAAGGCUGUUUCUAACUUUGAGACAGUGCUCAACCAGAUACUCAAAAAUGAAAGAGAUAUUGAAUCCAAACUGCAGUCCAUACAGACAGCUAACUUACUGAAAUGUCCAGUGCCGGACAAAUCCAAUGAGCUACCAGGCAUCAGGGAGUUCUGUGAUCACCUUGAGAGAGAGAGAGUGAAAACAGUGGCUUUGCUGAGCAGAAAUUAUAAGGACAUCGGCUUAACCAUCAUUAUGACCGAACAUAUGAUAAUGGACACCAACAGCGGAAAAGCCAGCCUUAUGGAGACUUACUACACCUACUGGGAAAAGAGGGUGUUUAACUCCCUUGAAAAGAUGGUGUUGAGGAGCAUUCAGACCUUUAACUUGCUGCUGAUGGGAGACACAGCUCUGUUUCAAAUCAAUGCCAUUCUUUCUGCCCCAAAAAUUGAACUUCAGCCCAAAAGUAGUGAGAUCUCCAUGCUCUUACUGCAGUGCGUCAAAAACUGCAUAGAGAGCACCAAGCAAUUUCCACGGUGGAUGCGGGGGACUUGUAUUGAAUGCCCCCCUCAAAAGGUGGUUGGUGAAGAUGAACUGGUGACUUUUACCUUCUUCACGGAUGUGUGGCAGAGUUCUCAGAUAAGUGAAAAUGCUUUCACGGUUUCCCAGAACAUCAAGAACCUCCUUUUCUCCGUGGAUCAGUUCUUCACCCACUGGAAGCGCUACAAGCUUCUUCUGAAAAUGAAAGUAGCCACUGAGAUUGAAAGAUUUGCAAAAAAGAACCCGUCCUGUGCCAUGUAUGACAAUAAGCUGCAGUAUUUUGAAAAUCUGAAUCAGGAGGUCAAACAGGAGGUUUUGUGCAAGACUGAACACAUUAUCCACGUCAACAUGAUGCCUCUGGUUUCCUCGCUGAGAAACAUUGCCGAGUCCAGGAUCAGUACCUUAUGCAGCUUCCUGAACAAGCCUGCCAAGGAGGAGCUUUUCAUCCUGAGAGAUAAAUUCAUGCAACUCCAGGAAAAGAUGCAUCAGAGGCCUGAUACUUUUGAGGACCUAAAAUCAAUCCUUGGCACCAUCUCAGACAUCAGGGACAUGUCUUUGGACGUGGAAAUUAGAGUUGCUGACAUUAAGGAGCGAUACAGAAUGAUGGCCAUGUACAAAUAUGAGGUGGGGAAGGAUGAAUUGGAACUGGUGGCCAACAUUGGGCAGAUCUGGAGUAAUCUGUUUGCAGAAUCCAGACAGGUGGAUCAGAGUUUGAAGGAUGUCAGGGAAACAUUUUCAAAAAUUAAAAUGGAGGAAAUGGAAGCUUUUAAGCAGGAUUUGUCUAUUUUUGCUGAAAGUUUCAACACGCACGGACCUGGGACUGUUGGGAAUGAUCUGGAGAAAGGCCUUAACAUUAUAGGAAAAUUUGAGAAGGAACUUUCUAAGAUAAUGGCCAAGCAGGAACAUUUAACAAAGACGGCAAAACUGUUGGACCUACAGCUUGCUGAGUAUCCAGAGAUAAUCAGUAUACAAAAAUAUUUGAGUGGAUUGAGUCAAAUAUACAACAUCUAUAAGGCUCAUAAGGAGGCAAAAACAAAGUGGUCCCAGACCUUGUGGGUGAAUUUUGACAUCAAGCUGCUACAGGAUGGAAUAGAUGGUUUCAUUGAAAGCUUGAUGCAGCUGUCAAAAGACGUGCAGACCUUGCCUGUGGCCUUCUUUUUAGAUUCACACUUGAAGGAGUUCAGAGUUUCAUUGUCUCUUCUACUGGACCUGAAAAAUACUGCUCUCCGGGACAGACACUGGAAUAAACUGAUGGAAAGAACGGGAAAAAGCUUUGACAUGAACCUUCAGAGAUUCACUCUGGAGACUCUGUUUUCUUUGGAGUUGCACAAAUACGCAAAUGACAUCGAUGAGAUUGUCACCUCAGCUUUGAAAGAGCUGAGCAUUGAGAUGGAGUUGCAGAGUAUUAUACAGACAUGGAAAAGGACAAAAUUCAACAUGCAGCCUCAACUGAAGGUCAACCAGGAACGGGUUUUCCUUCUGGGAGCCGUGGAUAACAUCUUGGUAAACUUGGACAAUGACGUGAUGAAGUUGCAGUGCAUGGCUGGAAGCCGUUUUGGUGGGCCUUUUCUUGAUGCCAUUCAGCAAUGGGAGAAAAAUCUGACCCUCUUCAGUGAAACUAUUGAAAUCUGGUUGCAGGUGCAACACAAAUGGAUGAACCUUGAGAAUAUAUUCUGUGGUGAAGACAUUUGCUCGCAGCUUCCCGAGGAAGCCAAGAAGCUGAAGAAAAUCACAAAAAAGUUUACAGAAAUAAUGAAAAGCACAGAGAAUGAACCAAACAUUAAAAAGUGCUGCACGGUUCCCGGCCGACUAUCAUCCCUCUGGGUGUUGAGGAACGAUUUGGAAAGGAUCCAGAAAAAUCUUGCUAAUCACCUGGACUCCAAGCGAAAUGAAUUUCCCCGCUUCUUUUUAAUCUCCGAUGACGAACUUCUCAAUGUUCUUGGAAGUGUUGACCCCGCCUGCAUUCAGGAACACGUUAUCAAGAUGUAUGAUAACAUUGAAUCCCUGAGAUUGGGUGUUGACUCCAGUGGACAGACGGUCGUUGGAGCGAUGGUGUCCAAUGAGGGGGAAGUGAUGGAGUUUAGAAAGCCUGUCCCACUGGAGGCAAGAGUUGAAGACUGGAUAAUGGCUGUUCUGCAAGAGAUGAAAAGGACCAGUAGACUGAUCACCAAAGAGGCAGUCUACCAUUAUUGUGCAGACAGGAGUAGGGUGGACUGGAUAAGGUCGUACCAGUGCAUGAUGGUGCUGGCUGCCAACAGAGUGUGGUGGACCUGGGAGGUGGAAAAUGCAAUUAAGAAUGUGAACAAAGGAGAUAAGUACGCACUGAAGAAAUAUGCUGAGCAGAUACACAGGCAGAUUGACGAGCUGGUUACGUGUCUUGGACGACCCACAAAGGAAAGUGACAGACUGAAGAUCAGUAACGUUCUUGUCACUGACGUCCAUGCCAGGGACAUUGUGGACAAUUUUGUUGGCCGAAGCAUUAAAGAGGUUCAUGACUUUGAGUGGGAAAGUCAGCUUAGGUUCUACUGGGUCAAGGAGCACGACAGCCUGUUUGUGCGACAGUGCAACACUUCAUUGUCUUAUGGUUAUGAGUACAUGGGGUUGAAUGGCCGACUGGCAAUAACUCCACUGACAAGCCGGAUCUACCUCACACUUACACAGGCUCUUUCCAUGUAUUUGGGAGGAGCUCUUGCAGGACCAGCAGGUGCAGGAAAAACAGAGACCGUCAAGGAUCUGGCCAAAGCUUUAGGCCUGUUCUGUGUGGUUACACAUUGCACUGAAGACAUGGACACUAUAACUUUGGGUAAAAUAAUCUCAGGUCUCGCUAAAUGUGGAUUUUGGGGUUGUUUUGAUGAGUUCAAUCGCAUCGGUGCCUCAGUUCUGUCAGUGGUUUCUUCCCAAAUCCAGGCUAUUCGAAACGCUCUCACUUCACACUUCAAAAUGUUUCAGUUUGAAGGUCAACAAAUUAGCUUGGAUGACCACAUGGGAAUAUACAUCACUAUGAAUCCCAGCUAUGAGAGACGUCCUGAACUGCCAGAGUCAGUCAAAGUCUUCUUCAGACCUGUCGUGGUCGUCACACCAGAUGUGCAGCAGAUUUGUGAGAUCAUGCUCUUUUCACAGGGCUUCCUACAGGCUAAGGAGUUGGCGAAAAAGAUGACUGUGCUGUAUAAGACGGCAGGAAUUCAACUGUCAAAGCAGCCUCACUACGACUUUGGUCUGCAUUCCCAAAAGUCAGUCCUGAAAAUGGCAGGAAAAAUGAAGAGAGACUCUCUGGAGCUCAGUGAGGAUGUGGUUCUGAUGCGGGCUCUCAGGGACAUAAAUUUACCCAAGUUGGUCUCUGAGGACGUCCCCGUGUUUCUUGGACUGAUCUCGGACAUUUUCCCAGGACUGGACAGCUCUCGGGUUGGCUUUCCUAGCUUCAGAGAGACUGUGGAAGAGAUUCUGCAGAAGAGCAAUUACACUAUCCUGCCUGACCAGGUGGAUAAAGUGGUGCAGAUCUAUGAAAUAAUGUUGACCCAGCAAGCUACUAUGAUUGUGGGCCAAACAUGUGGAGGGAAAUCUGUUGUGAUCAACACACUGUGUCAAGCUCAGACCAAAUUGGGACUGUGCACCAAGUUGUAUCCCCUGAACCCCAAAGCCACAAGUGUGGAUGAACUGUAUGGUUCCUUUGACCCUGAAACUCGGGACUGGACUGAUGGGAUUUUUUCUAAACUCUUUCGAGAGAUCAACCAGUCAACUGACAAAAAAGAGAGAAGAUACAUCCUUUUUGAUGGAGAUGUGGAUUCCCAAUGGUUGGAAAACAUGAAUUCAGUGUUGGAUGACAACAAGCUCCUCACGCUAGCCAAUGGAGACCGAAUCCGUUUACAGAGUCACUGCGCACUGCUGUUUGAGGUUGGAGAUCUGCAGCAUGCUUCCCCUGCUACCGUCUCCCGUUGUGCGGUAGUAUUCAUUGACCCAAAACACUUGAGUUAUACCCCAUACUGGCAAAGAUGGAUGAAAAACAGACAUGAGAAGGAGCAAGAGCAGCUCAACAGACUGUUUGAGAAAUAUGUGCCCAGCUGCAUUGAUGUGACUUUGAACAGUGAGACAAUUGUUCCUCGGACCGAUGUGAACAUGGUCUCUCAGUUGUGCCUGAUGCUGGAUGUGCUGCUUGAAAGUAAGAAUAGCAGCGCUGAAGUCCUGGAGUGUUACUUCCUGGAAGCUCUGUACUGCUCCCUUGGAGCCACAUUGGUGGAGAGUGGUCGGCUCAAGUUUGAUAAACUUGUCAAGAGUCUUUCCUGUUUGUCCACAGUGGACGAUGAGAAAGCUGCUGCUGGACCUGGAGAGAUCCCAGAUUAUCUCCCAACUCUGUACGACUUCCAUUUUGACGAAACACAGGAGAAGUGGGUUCCCUGGAGCUCUUUGGUUCCUGAAUACAUUCACAACCCUGCAAUGAAGUUUGCUGACAUUUUAGUACCAACUGUUGACACGACAAGAACCCACUGGAUCCUGGAACAGAUGGUUAAAAUCAAGAGGCCAGUGCUUCUAGUUGGAGAAUGUGGCACCUCCAAGACAGCCAUCAUUCAAAACCUCCUGAAGAACACAAGUACAGAUUCAAGCAUUUCCCUGACCAUAAACUUUUCAUCCAAAACAACUUCAUUGGAUCUGCAGAGAAAUCUUGAAGCUAAUAUAGAAAAAAGAACCAAAGAUACUUAUGGUCCUCCCAUUGGAAAAAAACUGCUAGUCUUUUUUGACGACAUAAACAUGCCAAAGGUGGAUGAUUUUGGAACACAACAACCUGUUGCGCUCCUUAGACUGCUGUUAGACCAAGGAGGCCUGUACGACAGAAAACAAAAACUUAGCUUCAAGACCAUCAAAGACCUUGGCUACAUUGCAGCCAUGAGAAAGACAGGAGGUGGAAGGAAUGAAGUUGAUCCCCGCUUCCUCUCACUCUUCAGUGUUUUUAACAUCCCUCCUCCAGCAACAGAGUCUCUCCAUUUAAUUUAUGCCUCCAUUAUCAAAGGCCACACCAGACCCUUUAAGGCAGCCAUACAAGAGGUGUGUCAGACAAUCACCGAGUGCACUCUGAAACUCUUCACCACCAUCAUCACCGAUCUGCCACCCACUCCCUCCAAGUUCCACUACACCUUCAGUCAGAGGGAGCUGUCAAGAAUCUACUGUGGGCUGACCCUCACCAAACCGGACAGCUGUUUGACAGUUGAACAGUUUGUUCGCGUGUGGAGAAACGAGUGUCUGAGAAAUUUCCACGACAGGCUUACUGAUGAAACGGACAAAGCUCUGGUGCAUGGUCACAUAAAGAAGCUGGUUGAGGAGUAUUUUGAGACCGAUUCUGAGGCAGUGUUGGCCGACCCGAUUCUCUUUGGGGACUACAGAGCAGCCCGUGAAGAGUGUGAGCAAAGAGUCUAUGAGGACAUUGGGGACUAUGAUGUUUCAAAAGCCAUAUUUCAAGACAUCCUUGAGCAAUACAACGAGAGCAAGUCCAUCUUGAAGCUAGUGCUGUUUGAAGAUGCUGUGGAACAUCUGACCAGGGUUCACCGAAUCCUCCGCAGCGAUCGUGGACACGCUCUGCUCAUUGGGGCCGAUGGUUCUUGGACACAGGCACUCACCAAGCUGGCAGCCUUCACUGCUGACUGUGAGGUUUUUGAGAUAAUACUAAGAAGAGGGUACAAUGAGCUAAACUUCAGAAAUGAUCUUAAAACGCUGUACCUGAAACUUGGCAUUGAAAACAGGAGGACAGUGUUUCUUUUUACUGAUGCUCACAUUGUCGAGGAAGGAUUUCUGGAGCAGAUUAACAACAUGCUAAUCUCAGGCAUGGUUCCAACAUUAUUUGCAGAUGAUGAGAAAGAGUCCAUUAUCAAACAGAUUAACAGUGAGGCUCUUCAAGAGGGGGCCGGCUCUUCAAAAGAGAGUGUGUGGCAGUAUUUCCUCAGGAAGAGUGCAAACAAUCUGCACAUUGUUUUAUGCCUGUCUGCAACAGGAGAUGCCUUAAAGACACGCUGUAGGAACUUUCCAGGGCUGAUGAGCAACACUGUCAUAGACUGGUACCUACCCUGGUCAGCACAGGCAUUGCAUGCAGUGGCUCAGUGUGUUCUUGAUGAAAAUCCAACCAUUCCUAAGGCCCAUUUUGGAGCUGUUAUAGACCACAUAUGCAUGGUCCAUGCCUCUCUUUGUGACUUCAGCAAGCAGCUCUUGCUCAAACACCAACGAUGUAACUAUGCAACUUCUAAGAGCUUUUUGGAUUUCAUCAGUUCCUAUUCUACGCUCCUGGAGGAGAAGAACGAGCACGUCCUCGCUCAGUGCAAGUGCUUAGAGGGCAGUCUGAACAGACUGAGGGAGGCCAGAGAGCAGAUAGAUGAACUGAAUCUUAAACUGGCAGAUCAGAAGGUGGUUCUUGCCAAAAAAACUGCAACUUGCACAGCUUUUCUGGAAGAAAUUGACAAAAACCAAACCAUAGUCAAAGACAAAAAGAUUCAGGUCGAAAAUAAAGCCAAAGAGCUGGAGGAACAAAACAAGGUCAUAAUUGCUGAGAGAAAAGAAGCUGAUUGUUCCCUGGCUGAGGCUCUGCCAACAUUAAAGGAAGCCCGCAAAGCCCUGGAAGAGCUGGAUGCAACUGACAUUGUCGAGAUUCGAUCGUUUGCCAAACCACCCAAACAAGUGCAGGUGGUUUGUGAGUGCAUCCUUGUUUUACGUGGAAAAAAGGAAUUAAACUGGUUAACAGCCAAGAAGAUGAUGUCAGAGGCUGGUUUUCUGCACUCUCUCAUGCAAAUGGAUUGUGAUUCUAUAAGUAAUUCUCACAUCUCAACCAUCAAAGAUUUCCUGAAAAAUCUUCAGACCAGUGUUGAGGAAAUGCAAUCAAUCAGUAAGGCUGGCUCAGGAAUCCUUAAGUUUGUCGAGUCAUUCAUGAGUUACUGGGAUAUUGCUAAAGAAGUUCAACCAAAAAAAGAUCAGGUGAAACGUCUAGAAAAGGAGUUCCUUCAGAGUAAAGCGGAACUAGAGUGCAUCAAAAACGACCUUAAUAACAUGCAGAAAGAGGCAAGUUCUCUGAAAGAGAAGUAUGAAGAUGCUAAUUUAGAGAAGGAGCUGCAACUGGAUGAGGCAAAGCUCAUGGAGAGGAGGCUGACAGCUGCUGACAAACUGGUCCUUGGCCUGACCUCUGAAAGGGAACGAUGGACAAAAGAUUUGGAAGAGUUGAAACAGCAACACGAAUGUCUCCUGGGUGACUGUUUGAUAGCAGCUGCUUUUCUAAGUUAUGCUGGGGCCUUCAACUGGGACUUCAGGAACAACAUGGUAUACGACAAAUGGACUCAAGAUGUAAAGCAGAAAGGAAUCCCUCUGAGUCAGCCAUUUAAAAUAGAAAACUUUCUGACGAAUCAAUUAGAAAUCAGCAGAUGGGGCUCAGAGGGUUUGCCUCCAGAUGAGCAGUCAGUGCAGAAUGGGAUCCUAACAACCAAAGGGAGUCGAUUUCCAUUGUGUAUUGAUCCCCAACAGCAGGCCCUCAACUGGAUUAAAAAUAAGGAAAAAGACAAUAAUCUAAAGGUCUCAUCUUUAAAUGACCCAGACUUCCUGAAACAGCUGGAGCUUUCUAUCAAGUAUGGAUAUCCAUUCCUCCUUCAAGAUGUGAAUGAAGACAUCGAUCCAAUAAUUAUAAAUGUCCUGGAAAGAAAUGUUGUGGUAUCUGAAGGCAGAACAGUCAUUGUGCUAGGUGACAAGGAAGUGAAUUAUGAUCCAAACUUUAAACUUUUCCUUCACACCACAUUGGCAAACCCUCAAUAUUCCCCAUCAGUGUUUGAAAAAGCCUUGGUUAUAAAUUACUCUGUGACCCUUAGAGGCUUGGAGGACCAGCUCUUGAGUGUCACCACAGGGUUUUUGGAAAAGGUCUUUCAGCAACAACACCUUCUUUUAGUUGAAGAGAUAAGUGAAAAUAAGACGCUGCUGAAAAGCCUGGGAGAUUCGCUGCUCAUGGAGCUGGGAACAUCUACAGGCAACAUGCUGGAUAACACAGAGCUGAUUCAAACACUGGAGAAAACAAAGACAGAAGCCAGUGAGACAAUAAAGAAACUAAGUGUGGCUCAGAGUAAAACCGUGGAGUUUGCCAACCUCAGAGAGGGUUACCGGCCUGUUGCCAAGCGUGGUGCAGUUCUGUUCUUUGCACUGUCAGACAUGGCUUUGGUGAACAGGAUGUACCAGUACUCCCUUACUUCAUACCUCAGCCUGUUUGAACUUUCACUGCAAGAAUCUCUGGCUCAUCCGAACCUUCAGCAAAGACUUGAGAACAUCAUAAACACUCUGACAUACAACGUUCAUAACUAUGCAGUCACAGGACUGUUUGGAAAACACAAGUUGCUGUUUUCCAUGAACAUGACAGUUAAGAUUGAGCAGACAGAAGGGGGAGUUCCUCAGAAGGAACUGGACUUCCUGAUCAAAGGUAAUCUAUCUGGCGAUGGAACCAAAGUCCAAAAGCCUCACGAGUGGAUUCCUGAUCAAGCCUGGCAGGACAUCACGAAACUGGCAGAACUUUUUCCUGAGCAGUUCAGCUCUCUGCCCAGUGACAUAGAGCAAAACUCCACUAACUGGAAGUCUUGGUGGGACUUGAGGGCACCAGAACAGGCUCCCUUUCCCCUGCAAUACAGCGAGAGCCUGUCAGCCUUUCAGAAACUGCUGUUGCUGCGAUGUUUACGUGCUGACCGACUCCACAGGGCUAUGGCCGACUAUGUUACUGUCACUAUGGGCAACAUAUGUGUGCACCCCCCUUUGAUCAACUUUACCACAAUCUAUGAACGCAGCACAGCCUUCUCUCCCAUUGUGUUUAUUAUGAGUUCUGGAUCUGACCCAACUACUGACCUGAUCAAGUUUGCUGAGAAGUCAGGCACCAAGUUUACACUAAUUGCAGUGGGACAAGGCCAGGAGCAGGUGGUGCUGAAGUUGUUGGAGAAGGCAGUUUCCAUUGGUAGUUGGUUGAUACUACAAAAUUGCCACCUGCUUGUGAAGUGGCUGAAGGAUUUGGAAAAAGCGCUGGAGAAAAUAACCAAUCCCAACAUCAACUUUCGCAUGUGGAUCACGACCAAUGCCAUCGAUGAUUUUCCCAUCGGUAUUUUGCAAAAGUCUCAAAAGGUGGUAGCAGAACCUCCAGAGGAUAUCAAGCUUAACAUGAAAGCCACAUACUCCAAAAUCUCACAGCAGACCUUGUCCUCAUGCCAGCACCCUGCUUUUUGCAGCCUGGUUUAUGUGCUUGCCUUCUUUCAUGCUGUUGUGCAAGAAAGGAGCAAGUACGGCAAGACAGGCUGGAGUGUGCCUUGCAACUUCAAUGACUCUGACUUCAGCGCCUCUUUGGAAGUACUAAGCACCUACCUGACCAAAUGUCAUGAGCAAGGAGACAGCUUUAUACCCUGGGAAAGUCUUCAGUAUCUCAUUGGGGAGGUAGUGUAUGGUGGACGAGCAAUUGAUAGCUUUGACCGCAGGAUCCUAAAGGUCUACAUGGACGAGUACUUUGGAGACUUCCUCUUCUCCCCCUUUCAGCAUUUCCACUUCUUCAGAAACAAAGAUGUGGGUUACAAAAUACCUCCUCCUGGGAGAAAGCAUGUGUAUACUGAUGAGAUUGAGAAAAUGCCUCUUAUAACCACACCUGAGGUAGCUGGACUACCUUCCACUGUGGAGAUAGGAUACUACACUCAAGCUGUUGAAGAGAUGUGGACCCACUUAAGAGUCCUUCAGCCUGAAACAGGUCAAGUUGGGAGGGGCAUUGGAGGAGAUGAGCACAUCAGCCACAUCGCCCAAGACAUUCAGAAACAGUUGCCUGAGUUAUUCGACAUUAACUUAGUCGGCGAGGAGUUGGGCACAGACCUCUCUCCGACCUCAGUGGUUCUUCUCCAAGAACUCAGACGAUUUAACAAACUGGUCCUCUGCAUGCAGCAGUCGGUGGUUGAGCUGUUGAGGGCUUUGACUGGUGAGGUGGGAAUGAGCAAAGAGUCGGAUGACUUGGCUCACGCCUUUUGUAAUGAUCUUGUUCCUGCCAUGUGGAAGAGGUUGGCACCAGAGACCCUGAAGUCUCUCGAUGACUGGAUGAGCCAUUUAAGGAGGCGUUAUGAGCAGUACAGUAACUGGGUACGUGAAGGAGAGCCAAAGGUUAUGUGGCUGUCAGGACUGCAUGUUCCAGAGUCUUACUUGGCAGCUGUGGUCCAAGCUGCAUGCCGGAAAAAAGGCUGGCCUCUUGAUCAGUCCACCUUUCAUACAGAAGUGACUCGGUACCGCACUGAGGACGACAUCGACGACAGACUAAAACAGGGCUGCUACCUAUCAGGCCUGUUUCUGGAGGGAGCAGACUGGGACAUGGAGAAUGGCUGCUUGGCAAGAAGCAAGCCAAAAGUCUUGGUUGUUGAGCUGCCUAUCCUCAAAGUCAUCCCUGUGCAGAAAAACAGCCUCAGGCUGCGGAACACGCUGAGAACUCCGGUGUACACCACUUCUUUGCGGAGGAACGCGUCAGGUGCUGGACUGGUGUUUGAAGCCGACCUGUUCACCACCAUGCACACCUCCCACUGGGUCCUUUCAGGAGUAUGUUUGUACCUCAACUCUGACUAAAGGGCACACAUCUUAGCCUCAUGAUCAUUCUUCUAUGAUCUCUUGAUUUAAAAUGCUUAAUGUUAAAAAUUUAAAACACAACUCUUUAUCUAGUUUAAAAUGUUCUUUUGGAGUUAUAUACAGGACACUGGUUUCCUAAAAAGAAACUACUGUAACAGCUGCUGUCACAGCAAUCUUCUUUUUCUUUGUUAUCUUUUUGCUGAACGUUUAAGGCUACUGGGAUGUCACGCCUGUACUUGUUGUCAAAUUAUUACAAUAACCUAUAAAUUGUCUGUCAUUGA